Molecule: messenger RNA, 1954 nt
Organism: Humulus lupulus (European hop)
Lineage: Eukaryota; Viridiplantae; Streptophyta; Magnoliopsida; Rosales; Cannabaceae
Product: PAN domain-containing protein At5g03700
Exons: 1
Coding region: 136-1656 (506 amino acids)
Biological process (GO): recognition of pollen
Source: RefSeq, a predicted model, not a curated record
AAUAUUAUAUGUAUAUAAAAUAACAAUAUUUUUAAAUAAUGAAUCGGCUACUGCUUCUGAGUACUGGCCCUUUAUAUCAUCCCUGAAUCUUUCAAAGCCUGUGAUCAAUCUCUUUCUAUCAUAUUCAUCGUCAACAUGGAAACGUUCAUGAUCAACUUGGUGAAUCGUUUACGUGUGACUCAGUUUCUCCUAACCAUAAUCAUAACGACCCUUCUGUACUCGCCGACAUGGCCAUUUAGCGCAGCCGCCGCAUCAACCACUACCCAGCUAGAGCUGCUCAAAGGGUUCAAGGCGACACCGGACCCUUCAACGACGCCGUUUCAAGCUCUCCUUCAAGACUCGUCUAACAACUUUGCUUUCGGUUUCCUCCGAACCAACGAGACCUUACUAACUGUGGCGGUGAUUCAUUUACCAUCUUAUGAGCCUCUAUGGGUGGCGAACCCGACUCGUUUUGCUCAGUGGUCCGACACCACUCAGCUUAGCUUCAAUGGUAGUCUCGUGCUUUCGGAUCCUCGGUCGAAGGUGUUUUGGUCAACCGGAACACAAGGAGAUCGAGUUGUGCUACUCAACUCGUCCAAUCUGCAAAUUAUACAGAGCCUAGGCGGCGAGUCGGCGACUCAGUCUGCUCUGUGGCAAAGUUUUGACUUUCCCACGAAUACUCUAGUGGAGAACCAAAACCUCACAGAUAAAAUGGCUCUAGUUUCGUCGAACGGGAAGUACUCCAUGAGGCUAGGAGAAGACUUUUGGGGUCUAUACGCUGCGUUUAGACAAGGGUCGGACAAAAAUUAUUAUAAGCAUACAGCCAUGGAAGUCAAAGCCCAGAUAGUUAAAGGAAAAGGUCCGAUUUACGCCCAAAUCAACUCCGACGGGUACCUGGGCAUGUAUCAACUCGGAACCAGACCCCCGGUUGACAUACUACCCUUUACGAGCUUUCAAAGACGCGUGAAUGGGCUCCUCCGGCUCCGGUUAGAACCCGAUGGUAAUCUCAAAGGGUACUACUGGGACGGGUCUAACUGGGUCUUGAACUAUCAAGCGAUUUCCGAGCCAUGCGAGCUUCCGAGUCCGUGCGGCUCCUACGGGUUCUGCAAACCCGGGUCGGGUUGCUCGUGUUUGGACAACCGAACGGAUUUCAAUUCGGGUCAGUGCUUUCGGGGUGUCUCGGCCGGGGACUUCUGCGGCGAUGACGUGACCGAAAAGAACUUCUGGGUUUUGAGAAGAGAAGGUGUGGAGUUGCCGUACAAGGAGUUGAUGAGUUAUAAAACGACGUCGUCUCUGGAGCAGUGCGAGAGUUUGUGUGAGCGGAGUUGCAGUUGUUGGGGCGCCGUGUACAGUAACGGAUCCGGGUUUUGUUACACAUUGGAUUACCCGAUCCAAACUCUGUUGAGCGUAGGGGACCAGAGUAAGAUGGGUUACUUUAAAGUGAGGAUAAGUCCACGGAGACAUAGAGUGGGGGUGCUUUUCAGAGCCAUGAUUGGGGUUUUGACUGGGAUAGUUGCUGUUUUGGUGGGAUUUAUUGGAUUUGUGGUAUACAAGAAGUGGAUGAAAAGGAGAGGACAAAAGAGGUUCUUAGAAGAAGGAACGGGUGGGGCUUCACCCGGCCCGUAUAAAGAUCUCGGAUCCGCAAGUUUUAGGUCACUAGAGAUGUGUAGCAGAUAGAUUUAGGUUCGUGGAGAUAAAAUAAUGAUGGAGAAAAAUGAGAAUGACGUAAGGGAUGACAUUUUUUGGUUUGGGUUUGGGAUUGGAGAUUUGAGUUUGACUGACAAUGAUGUUAUUCAUUGGGUGAUAAUACUCACUAAGACCAGUUUAGUGGUUUGUGGGGCCUGGUUAAUCUUUGUUUUACUUAAUUGUUUUUAGAGAGGUGGACCCUAGAUCACCCUUAUUGUUUUUAGACUAUAUAUAGUCUAUUGUAUAAUGAUCUUAAAAAAAUAUAUAAGUGCGCUCAUUUGGAAUUGCA